Punica granatum (pomegranate) is the source of this 2368-nucleotide messenger RNA. Lineage: Eukaryota; Viridiplantae; Streptophyta; Magnoliopsida; Myrtales; Lythraceae. The record is from RefSeq and is a predicted model, not a curated record.
CAUAAUUCAUAUUCUCGAUCGGGCACAAAGGAUGUGGAAGCUCGAGCUCUCCCAAGGCAACGACUCGUGGCUCACGAGUGUGAACAACUUUAUCGGGAGACAAGUGUGGGAGUUCGAUGAGAGUCCCAAAGAGUCUGAGGAUGAGUACGCCAAGAUCAAAGAGGCUCGCAACGAGUUCACGAAGCAUCGGUUCCAGGCCAAACAAAGUUCCGACCUCCUAAUGAGGCUUCAAUUUGGUAGGGAGAAGAGAUUGGAAUUAUUGCCUCAAAUAAAAGUAGAGGAAGGAGAGGAGAUUACAGAGGAGGCAGUGAGAGUUACACUGAGGAGGGCUCUAAGGUUUUACUCCACUCUUCAGUCCGAUGAUGGUUUCUGGCCCGGAGACUACGGCGGGCCCUUGUUCCUUCUGCCCGUCCUGGUUAUCGCGUUACAUGUAACUGGAGCAUUAAAGGUGGUUCUAUCGAAUAACCAUCAGCUCGAGAUGCGUCGGUACCUCUACAAUCAUCAGAAUGAGGACAGCGGGUGGGGAUUGCACAUCGAAGGGAGCAGUACGAUGUUCGGUACAGUGUUGUGCUAUGUGACGCUUAGGCUUCUAGGAGAGGAGAUCGACGAUGGGGAUGGGGCGAUGGACAGGGCGAGGAAGUGGAUUCUCAACCAUGGCGGAGCCACCUACAUUCCAUCCUGGGGGAAGAUGUUUCUCUCUGUGUUGGGCGUGUAUGAGUGGAGUGGCAACAAUCCUCUGCCUCCAGAAAUAUGGCUACUCCCUUACUUUCUCCCAAUCCAACCAGGAAGAUUGUGGUGCCACUGCAGAAUGGUGUACCUUCCAAUGUCAUACUUGUAUGGCAAGAGAUUUGUCGGUCCCAUCGACUCCACUGUCCUGUCCCUUAGGAGAGAACUCUACACGACAUGCUACCAUCAGAUCAAUUGGGAUAAAACCCGUAAUCUCUGCGCUAAGGAGGACCUGUACUACCCUCAUACAGUGGUCCAAGAUAUACUGUGGGGUUGCCUGCACAAGAUUGGAGAGCCGUUUCUCAUGCAUUGGCCCUUCUCUAGGCUCAGACAAAAGGCGCUUGCAGUCGUCUUAGAACACAUACACUACGAGGAUGAGAAUACCCAAUAUCUUUGUCUUGGACCUGUCAAUAAAAUGCUAAACAUGAUUUGCUCUUGGGUGGAGGAUCCGAAAUCAGCCGCUUAUAAACGACACCUUUCGAGAAUCAAAGACUAUCUCUGGUUGGCUGAAGACGGGAUGAAAAUGCAGGGAUACAACGGGUCUCAAUUGUGGGAUGUCACUUUUGCCGUUCAAGCUAUCCUCUCCACUGGUCUUGUUGAUGAGUACGGAUCGACGCUAAAGAAAGCUCACGACUUCAUAAAGAAUACCCAAAUUAGGGAGAACAGUUCUGGAGAUUUAAGUCAAUGGUAUCGGCACAUAUCGGGUGGUGGAUGGCCUUUCUCGACCCCUGACAAUGGGUGGCCAGUCUCAGAUUGUUCUUCUGAAGGCUUGAAGGCUGCACUUCUACUCUCCAAAAUGCUACCCAAUGCUGUCGGAGAUGCAAUAACAGAAGAUCGAUUGUACGAUGCUGUCAACCUGGUCUUGUCUCUACAGAACAAGAAUGGUGGAUUUGCCUCUUACGAGCUUACGAGAUCAUAUACGUGGCUGGAGAUGAUUAAUCCGGCUGAAAUAUUUGGAAAUAUCAUGAUUGACUAUCCGUAUGCAGAAUGCACUUCUGCAGCAAUUCAAGCACUUGUGUCAUUUGUAAAACAGUAUCCGACACAUCGGAGAGAAGAAGUGGACUUGUGUAUAGCCAAGGCAAUCAGUUUCAUCGAGAGCAUACAGUUAUUGGAUGGUUCAUGGUAUGGAUCUUGGGGAGUGUGUUUCACAUAUGGAACGUGGUUCGGAGUAAAGGGGCUAGUUGCAGGGGGAAAAACGUACGAGAACAGCUCUAGUAUCAGAAGGGCGUGCAAUUUCUUGCUGUCGAAACAGCUUGAUUCUGGUGGGUGGGGAGAGAGCUAUCUUUCAUCCCAUAACAAGGUUUACACAAACCUGCCUGGAAACAAAUCGCACAUUGUGAACACGGCAUGGGCGAUGCUGGCACUUACUGAAGCAGGGCAGACACACAGAGACGCAGGCCCACUGCAUCAUGCAGCAAAGGUACUAAUAAACUCACAAAUGGAAAAUGGGGAUUUCCCGCAACAGGAAAUUAUCGGGGUCUUCAAUGGGAGUUGUAUGAUCAGUUACUCUGCCUAUAGAAAUAUCUUCCCGAUAUGGGCACUCGGAGAAUACUACCAUCGUGUUCUCUUAGCUUCUAAAAGGAAUUGACUUGUACAUAGACCUGAUAUAAAUAUCAAUGGUUUACAGUAUCUUUCGAGUCUU